Messenger RNA from Macaca mulatta (Rhesus monkey), 6241 nucleotides. NCBI's taxonomy places the organism in Eukaryota, Metazoa, Chordata, Mammalia, Primates, Cercopithecidae. The record is from RefSeq and is a predicted model, not a curated record.
UGCGGGAUUCUAGGCUCCCCUGUGACAGCCGCGGCAGGAAGCAGGCCGGCGCUCCGCGGCCACAGGCCUGCUGUUUUCGGAAGGGAGAAAGCUGGACAUUUCCCCACGUAACUCCCAGCUCUGGGCCUAGAGUGUGUGCAUGGCGAAGUCCCCGGAGAACUCUACCCUGGAGGAGAUUCUGGGGCAGUAUCAACGGAGUCUCCGGGGUUGUUCUUGCAGAACGUGCCAGUAGAAGCAUUCACCAACUGAAAUGUGCCCUGAAAGAAGGUGAUGUCACUAUUGGAGGAGAUGCACCAAAUCUUUCUUUUAGCACCAGUGUGGGAAAUGAGGAUGCCAGGACAGCCUGGCCCGAAUUACAACAGAGCCAUGCUGUUAAUCAGCUCAAAGAUUUGUUGCGCCGACAAGCAGAUAAGGAAAGUGAAGUAUCUCCAUCAAGAAGAAAAAUGUCCCCUUUGAGGUCAUUAGAACAUGAGGAAACCAAUAUGCCUACUAUGCACAACCUUGUUCCUAUUAUUAAUGACCAGUCUCAAUAUAUUCAUCAUUUAGAGGCAGAAGUUAAGUUCUGCAAGGAGGAACUCUCUGGAUUGAAAAAUAAAAUACAAGCAGUUGUGCUUGAAAAUGAAAGCCUCCAGCAAGAGCUGAAAUCUCAAAGACAGGAGGAGACACUAAGGGAACAAACACUUCUGGAUGCAUCUGGAAACGUGCAGAAUUCUUGGAUUACAACAGGUGAAGAUUCUGGGGUGGGUGAAGCUGCCAAAAGACCAUUUUCCCAUGACAAUGCAGAUAUUGGCAAAGCUGCAUCUGCUGGUGAGCAGCUAGAACUGGAGAAGCUAAAACUUACUUAUGAGGAAAAAUACGAAAUUCAGGAAUCCCAACUGAAGUUUUUGAGGAAAGACUUAGCUGAAUAUCAGAGAACUUGUGAAGAUCUUAAAGAGCAACUAAAGCAUAAAGAGUUUCUUCUGGCUGCUAAUACUUCCAACCGGGUUGCUGGUCUUUGUUUGAAAUGUGCUCAGCACGAAGCUGUUCUUUCCCAGACCCAUAAUAACGUUCACAUGCAGACCAUUGAAAGACUGAUGAACUAUCUCCACAAUAGAUGAUUGUCCCACACAGAUGCAGUCCUGCCACGAAGGCUCUUGGCCUUUCCGGCUGCUCUGCCUGCCGCUCGCCAAAGAAAGAGAUGACCUGAUGUCUGCACUAGUUUCCGUAAGGAGCAGCUUGGCAGAUACGCAGCAGAGAGAAGCAAGUGCUUAUGAACAGGUGAAACAAGUUUUGCAAAUAUCUGAGGAAGCCAAUUUUGAAAAAACCAAGGCUUUAAUCCAGUGUGACCAGUUGAGGAAGGAGCUGGAGAGGCAGGCGGAGCGACUUGAAAAAGAACUUGCAUCUCAGCAAGAGAAAAGGGCCAUUGAGAAAGACAUGAUGAAAAAGGAAAUAACGAAAGAAAGGGAGUCCAUGGGAUCAAAGAUGUUGAUCUUGUCUCAGAAUAUUGCCCAACUGGAGGCCCAGGUGGAAAAGGUUACAAAGGAAAAGAUUUCAGCUAUUAAUCAACUAGAGGAAAUUCAAAGCCAGCUUGCUUCUCGGGAAAUGGAUGUCACAAAGGUGUGUGGAGAAAUGCGCUAUCAGCUGAAUAAAGCCAACAUGGAGAAGGAUGAGGCAGAAAAGGAGCACAGAGAGUUCAGAGCAAAAACUAACAGGGAUCUUGAAAUUAAAGAUCAGGAAAUAGAGAAAUUGAGAAUAGAACUGGGUGAAAGCAAACAACACUUGGAACAGGAGCAGCAGAAGGCAGCCCGGGCCAGAGAGGAGUGCCUGAGACUAACAGAACUGCUGGGCGAAUCCGAGCACCAACUGCACCUCACCAGACAAGAAAAAGAUAGCAUUCAGCAGAGCUUUAGCAAGGAAGCAAAGGCCCAAGCCCUUCAGGCCCAGCAAAGAGAGCAGGAGCUGACACAGAAGAUACAGCAAAUGGAGGCCCAGCAUGACAAAACUGAAAAUGAACAGUAUUUGUUGCUGACCUCCCAGAAUACAUUUUUGACAAAGUUAAAGGAAGAAUGCUGUACAUUAGCCAAGAAACUGGAACAAAUCUCUCAAAAAACCAGAUCUGAAAUUGCUCAACUCAGUCAAGAAAAAAGGUAUACCUAUGAUAAAUUGGGAAAGUUACAGAGAAGAAAUGAAGAAUUGGAGGAACAGUGUGUCCAGCAUGGGAGAGUACAUGAGAUAAUGAAGCAAAGGCUAAGGCAGCUGGAUAAGCACAGCCAGGCCACAGCCCAGCAGCUGGUGCAGCUCCUCAACAAGCAGAACCAGCUUCUCCUGGAAAGGCAGAGCCUGUCGGAAGAGGUGGACCGGCUGCGGACCCAGGAUUGCACCCAGGUGCUCUGUGAGUGCCCUGGGGACUUCAGGCAAUACACGCUUGGAGUGAUGAAUAGGAAAAAUGCAUCUGGAAAUGGAAACGAAGAGGAGUCUCAUUCUCCUUACAAAAUGACCCUGUGCUCAAGGAACCUGACUCAUAGAAGAGAGCCGAAAACAAGCAGGGGACGCAGAGACACAGAAGAUGAUGAAGGAGGAAAGGCCCAUUGCGACUGCAAGCAAAGGGAGAAGGGAGGCUCUAGAAAAGUGACAGCUCCAGGGGACCAACACUCCCUGCUGGGGAGGCCUGCCUGCAAGGCAGAGCUGCUGCAGGCUGCCCAUGUUAGGCCUUGGAGGUGUCACUUAAUUUACUGUGGUCCUUCCAGGAGCCCUGGGGGCCUCGCCCAGCUGACUUAGGAGCUACCACAAAGUUAGCUACCUGUAAGACAGAUGGUGCUUGAAUAGAACAGCAAAUACACUGAAUAAAAUAAAUUAAAAAGCCUCCUCCUGAACCAAGAUUUUUUGGAAAGAAUUCUAAAUAGAUGAAAACAAACAAUUUGAUUUCAACCAAAUUGUUGUUUUUUUGUUUUUAUCCUGAUUUUCACCCGAAUUGUCAGUCUCAAAAAUAAACACUGAUACAUUCCCAGAAAAUAUUUUUCAAAUAAAAACUGACUCUGUUAAAGUUUGCCCUGAUUCUUUCAAAACUGUGUACAAGACACUGUCAACCAAAGUGACUUGCAUAUUUUUUUAAAUAAACUUGAACAUAUGCAGCUAAAAUGUCAUUAACUCCCUGCUGCCUGAGUGUGUUUAAAGAAUGACACGAGGCCCCGGGUGCUGCGUGUCUAACAUGAGCAUCUCGCGACCUUCGGCGAAACUUCCCCAAACACCUCCAGCAGCAGAGAGUCAAACUUCGUGUUUUUUUGACUGAGCACCCUGUGUCUAAUACUGAAAAGCGCGCAGGGCUUCAUUUUAGCCAGACUUGCUCUUCCGUUAGCAGUUCACUUUGUCCAAGAGAGAGUACUUUCAGAAUGAGAAUCAUGGGAGAAAAGUGCAUUGAAUUUUAUAUUCCUUCAGAUACAUUUGCUCUACUUAUUGCUUCCUGAGUCAGACAUUACAUUUUGCAAUAUAAAUUCACAAUCAAGAUUUUAAAGGGAGCUAAAUAUUUUAAUCCAAUUAGACAAGUGAACAAAACACUGAAUAUUACAUGUAGUGUAGAUCAGUGGUUCUUGCCUUUAAAAGACUGUAAUUCCGUCACAUUACAACCCCAAAUGUCAGUGUUGUCUUUAUUUUUAACACUUUCAAACAUGAGGCAGCCAGAGGCUCCACUCUCUGCUGUUGGUGACACUGUCUGUCCUUUGGGAAUUCUUAAAAUCUAUUUACCAUGGAAACAUGGUUCAUAUAAAACACAGACCUGCCUGUGUGGAGAGGAAGUUCUGAUGACUCAGGGGACUUGAGAAAGCUGGAAGAUGACAAACUCAGACCCCAUGGUUAGGAAGGAACCCCUGGGCUUGGGUGCACCCUGGGGAGGCGAGCGGCACCUCAGAGCCAGGACCUCCACCCCAGCCUCCUGUGUGCUGGGGCCUCCCUCUCCCCCUCAAGUCCAGCUAGAGAUGCUGUCUUAUGGAAGUCCCACUUCGUGUCUGCAAGGCGGCCUUCUCUGUGGCUGCCUUACCAUUUCUCUGGUUUCUACGGCCCCGUUCCUUUCUCGGAGCCCAGAAGCAGCAAAGCCAAGGCCUGCAGUGGAAGGAGGGCUUUGAACUCUGACUGCCGUGUGGCUGCUGUUGUCAGAGGCCCAGCUGGGCAGCCAGGAGGGAAGAGUGGCCGCUGCCCUGGGAUGGUUUUAAUCAUCAGCUCCUGCCCUGCUCUGCAGCUGACAGGGCAAGGUUCCUGGACAGGCCUGACCUGGAGGGGAUGAGGCCCUCAGCGAGAACCUCAGUCACUGUGCUGGGGACAGCAGGGCCGCGGGGGCCUGAAGGUGGCCGACCGCCCCUCAGCUCUGUAGAGGAAUACUCCCUUCUAACAGGUGGGCGGUCCUGCUCGAAGGCUGUGCUUCCACAAGGUUCUGCCCAGCAUGCUGAGGGCACCUCCUCACUGCACUGGUGGCAAGCCAGAGCUCACGUGGCUUAUUUCAUCCAGGUUUCCUGCCCAGUUUGGCAGGUUAAUUCCGUAGAUAUCAAACUGGCUCCCCCUCAUCUGCUAGAGCAAGCGGGAGAGUCCUGCAUGGGAGUCUGGACUUUGAGGUCAAACUGCCUGGGUUCGAAUCUCAGCUCUGCGUCGCCUCAGAGACAUGUGUUAGCUUCCAUGUCACUUGAUUUCUGGCAGAGAAAAAGAAAAAAGAACCAGCUUCCCUUUAAAAGGAAGUGCCUGAUAUCACCCAGAGCCCAGCACGGAUGGUUAUGAAACCAGCAGGAUUAGUGCUGAGAUCAUUGUGGGUUUGAAAGGGCCAUUUGAGAUAAAUAACCAUUUUGUACAUAGAAAAAUAAGGCUCAGAGAAAUGAAGUGAAUGGAAUUGGGAAGUGGCUGGGCAGGGAAAUGAACUUCUUCUCAGGCCACAGGAUGUGUGGAUGGGGGCAGGUACCCGAGCGGGUGCGGGCGGAGCCGGGCCUGGCUGGAACAGCUGCCGAGCCCUAGCUCUGGCGCCCAGAACACGAGGCGGAGGCGGGAGGCGAGCCACCAAGCGAGGCAGGGGCUGCCCUGGAGCUCUGUCAACUCAGGGCCAGCUUUGAAAUGCCCCAGAUGGAGAUGGGGGAGGGGUCUGCCCUCUCCAGUUACAAAUGGAUGCUUUAUUGCCAGACACACAAGGAACCAGGACCAUGUUUUGACUUGGCCAAACAGAGGCAGCACGCCAGUGACAGAGCAGAUAGCGGCGGGGAGGGGAUGUUACCUUCAGAAGGGCUGGCUAGAGCCACCCACAGAGAGAAUGAAGUGGGAAGCCCGGGCAGGUCUCCCGUGAGCAGGGGCGAGGGGUGCCACCAUCUCCCCGGGCUGCCACUUCUGGCCUCUCUGGCUGGCUUGGGAACAAAGCAGCAGAAAAGGCUGGCUGGACCCCACAGCGUGGUUGCCCGGGGAACAGUUCAGGUCACCCAGAGCAACUCAUUUCUUACACUCAGAACUUAACAAACUUCAGAAAUGAACGAGGCAGGGUUUGUGGAGAGAAGACUAAAACGAGAACAAAGAAAAUGGGUUAGCAGCUGUGUGCCCGCAGCUGGGGGUGCAUUUCCGCCACCUGUGGACAGCACGGCAGGGGAGCCGUGGCCAGUGUGCUGCGGGGCAGCCACAGGAGGGCCACAGCAGGGCCAUGAUGACAAAUGGAAGGGGCAGAAGGAUGGGAGACACUGGCUGAGGGCUCAGGUCCCGCUGGCAUACGCACGCGCUGCUUUCCUGGACAGCGAGACCACGGCCACUGCGGUGCUGAUGACAGGGCCUUCUGGAAAUAAGCAUCAUGGAUAUCCCUAACGGCAGAUAAGCCAGAUGUGGGCAGUAACUACGACUUCUGUCUCGGGACAUGCUGCAGGGUCAGAGGAGUGUGUGGUACCGAAGAGUCAGCAAACGGAGGCGACAAAACGUUACCCAGCAUGCCACAAUCUGAUUGCUGACCUGGAUGGAACAGAGUGAAAUAAAUGAUUUACAAAGAGAUAUUUACAUUCAUCUGAUUUAGACUGAAUAUGCCACAACGCACCACGACCUUCCCCGGGUGACACCGCCUCAGCCUGUAGGGGCUGGUCCUCCUCAGCACGUGCGCCAUCCCUGCACGCAGCCGGGCUGGAGCUGGAGUCUGACUCCAGAUGAGCAGAGCUCCUGGUGUAUGUUUUCAGAAAUGGCUUGAAGUUACGUGUUUCAAUCUGCUCAUUCGUAUGCUAGGUUAUACAUAUGAUUUUCAAUAAAUGAACUUUUUAAAGAC